Messenger RNA from Melospiza georgiana, 1080 nucleotides. RefSeq names its product guanine nucleotide-binding protein G(q) subunit alpha. NCBI's taxonomy places the organism in Eukaryota, Metazoa, Chordata, Aves, Passeriformes, Passerellidae. Bases 1 to 1080 code for a protein of 359 amino acids. Gene Ontology annotation, molecular function: G-protein beta/gamma-subunit complex binding; GTPase activity; GTPase activator activity. The record is from RefSeq and is a predicted model, not a curated record. Gene Ontology annotation, cellular component: heterotrimeric G-protein complex. The transcript has 7 exons. Gene Ontology annotation, biological process: adenylate cyclase-modulating G protein-coupled receptor signaling pathway; action potential; phospholipase C-activating dopamine receptor signaling pathway.
AUGACUUUGGAGUCCAUGAUGGCGUGCUGCCUGAGCGAGGAAGCCAAGGAAGCCCGGCGGAUCAACGACGAGAUCGAGCGGCAGCUGCGCCGGGACAAGCGGGACGCCCGUCGGGAACUGAAGCUGCUGCUGCUGGGCACAGGAGAGAGUGGCAAAAGCACAUUCAUCAAACAGAUGAGAAUUAUUCAUGGAUCAGGUUACUCUGAUGAAGACAAAAGGGGCUUUACGAAAUUGGUGUACCAGAAUAUAUUUACAGCAAUGCAGGCCAUGAUCAGAGCCAUGGAUACCCUCAAAAUCCCAUAUAAGUACGACCAUAAUAAGGCUCAUGCACAGUUAGUUCGAGAAGUCGAUGUAGAGAAGGUGUCAACUUUUGAGAACCCCUAUGUAGAUGCACUGAGAAGUUUAUGGAAUGACCCUGGAAUCCAGGAAUGUUAUGAUAGACGACGAGAAUAUCAGUUAUCAGAUUCAACAAAAUAUUACCUUAACGACUUGGACCGCAUAGCAGAUUCAGCCUAUCUGCCAACUCAGCAAGAUGUGCUUAGAGUUCGAGUCCCAACAACAGGGAUCAUUGAAUACCCAUUUGACUUACAAAGCGUCAUUUUCAGAAUGGUGGAUGUAGGAGGCCAACGAUCGGAAAGAAGAAAAUGGAUACAUUGCUUUGAAAAUGUCACAUCUAUCAUGUUUCUAGUAGCUCUUAGUGAAUAUGAUCAAGUGCUUGUGGAGUCCGACAAUGAGAAUCGAAUGGAAGAGAGCAAAGCACUCUUUAGGACAAUUAUCACAUAUCCAUGGUUCCAGAAUUCUUCGGUCAUUCUGUUCUUAAAUAAAAAAGAUCUUUUAGAGGAGAAAAUUAUGUACUCCCAUUUAGUUGAUUAUUUCCCAGAGUAUGAUGGACCACAACGGGAUGCACAAGCAGCACGAGAGUUCAUCUUGAAGAUGUUUGUAGACCUGAAUCCAGAUAGUGACAAAAUUAUCUACUCCCACUUCACUUGUGCUACAGACACAGAGAAUAUACGCUUUGUCUUUGCUGCUGUCAAGGACACAAUUCUACAAUUAAACCUGAAGGAAUACAACUUGGUCUAA